This is a messenger RNA of Cyanidioschyzon merolae strain 10D, 1278 nucleotides long. RefSeq lists its product as hypothetical. Bases 1 to 1278 code for a protein of 425 amino acids. The transcript has a single exon. NCBI's taxonomy places the organism in Eukaryota, Rhodophyta, Bangiophyceae, Cyanidiales, Cyanidiaceae. The record is from RefSeq and is a predicted model, not a curated record. Gene Ontology annotation, molecular function: DNA binding; FAD binding.
AUGUUUCUUACUUGCUCAAUCAGCAAACUACAACUGACUUUUGUGGGUGCAAGCACUGGGGCGCGUCUGACGACGCCCUGCUUGGGAGCGCACGGGAACGACACCCCGACACGCACUCGCUUCAGGCCGCACAAGGCUCGUGGCGGUCGCAGGCGUGCGGACGUUGCCGUAAGCCGCCGUUUGCCGCUAGACUGGUUUCAGCUGGUAGCGUCGAGCGGCUGCACGGCGACAACGAGUGGUGUUCGCACGGGCGGCGACCCGGCGCUGCGGCUGCGGGACUGGCUACAGGUUGCACCACCGAGUUUCGCACCUCUUCCCCAAGUCGGCAGUGGUGCCGGCAACGCUCGCGUUAUCUGGUGGGUGAAUCAGGACCAGCGCGUUACGGAUAACGUUGCUUUAGCGGAAGCCGCGCGAGCGACUCGGGACCGUGCACGUGGCGGUUUGCUGCUUGCGGUGUACACCGGCAGUGUGCGCUCGUGCGAGACGCGUUGUGCGCUGCGUGACCUUCGCGAAAGACUUGUUGCAUUAGGCAGCGAAUUGUUGGUCAUUCCCGAAGGCGGUGGAGCCGCUCUGGUGGCGUUACUUUCCCGUCUGCGGAACGAGUUCCAGAUCCAGAUUGAUCGCAUCGUUUUCAAUCACGCAGUCAACUGGGACGGGGCCCUUGCCGAGCGAGCGAUGGUUGAAGCAGUCGAACAGGCAAACGAGCUAGCGUUGACUCUCCAGGGUUACUGGGCAGGCAACACGCUCCUCGACGAAGGUAUGGUGCAGGAGCUUUCCGCCCAGGCCGGCAAGCGCAACGUGUCCUUCCUAGCGGUAGCGGGCACCAUCCGUCAGAGACGCACAGGGAAAGAAGUCUCCAUUAAGCUGGAGCCUGCUCCCGAGCGCCUUAGUUGCCCCGAGGCACUCUGCGCGCUGGCGGCUGACAGCUGGCGACAAAUCGGAACAGGUAUGGAGCACGGGACACACCGAUGCCCCAGCGAGGCCGAGGCGACGCGCACACUGCAGGCUAUCGUGCGACAGCGCAACGAAUCGGUCACUGAGCGUCUAGCGCGCUCGGAUCAUGCCGAGCUGAGCCUCGUCCUGAAAUCGGCACUUGAUCUCGGUUGCAUCUCAGUGAGGCAAGUUCUGAAGCGUAUCGCCGAGGUCUACCAGGGCUCCUACGAGGGCUACACGUUCUCUGAAAUGAUGUGGCGCAGCUAUUGGGCGUAUCAUAUGCACUUGAAGGCGUUCGGUGGGGCCGGCGUUACGUAUUCUGGAAAGGUUUCGGUGUUUUCAUGA